AUGACUAACUCGGAAAACAGAUCUUGCCAUGGCAGUGCAACUGUUUCCUGCCCUCGCCCCAAAGUAACAAGUUUUAAUCAUGCGUCUAAACUCAGCAACGGCUUCGAUUCUUGGCCAAAGUUAAACUCAGCAACGGCUUCGAUUCUUGGCCAGUCGGCAACGGCUUCGAUUCCUGGCCAGUCGGUUAUAUCGGAGAGUGCCAACUGUUCGAUUCUUAGCCAGUCGGCUAUUUCGGAGAGUGCCACUGUCCACUAUUUCUCCCUUGUUCGCCAGUCGGCUAUGUCGGAGAGUGCCACUGUUUCUCCUUUGUUCGAGCUUUAA
This is a messenger RNA of Rodentolepis nana, 321 nucleotides long. NCBI's taxonomy places the organism in Eukaryota, Metazoa, Platyhelminthes, Cestoda, Cyclophyllidea, Hymenolepididae. The record is from the annotation of a GenBank genome assembly.